AUGUACGUAAUAUAUCCUGCGGAUGAAGUAGUUUCCCUGACAUACAGCUCGCAAUCGCUGCCCCGGCCACGGCAGCGGCCUACGCUUGACAUUAUCUACGGGCCGCCGCCGCGAGCGCCGUACAGCGCGCUACCCCCGCCCCGCACCCCCACCCUCUCUUGCGAUAAAACCCACCUCAAAACGGCGCCUCCGGAGCCUCCAGAGCGCGCGCCGGCAUCGCCGACGCCGUCGCUCGAGCGCCCAAAGCUGCGCGAGCGCACCAAAGCAAAGCUGCUCAAGAAGCUAGGCCGCCAUGAGGAUACUGAAUUCGGCAAAAUUGUUAGGACCCCCGCUCCCGAUGAAUUCGAAUUGCCCGCACCCCUUCCCACUCCUGCGUUCUCCAGAAAGAAUAUCUUCGAUCGCGACUUUGAUGCACUGUUCGAAGUCGCAAAUUCACCGCAGUUUGGUGCUCAUAUCCGAGUCACUACGCCGGAACCGGAUCGCCGAUCAGAUCUCUCGGCCGCACACUUUCCAACACCAACUGCUUCUACGCUGAGCCUCCUUCCACCACGGCCCCAGUCCGAGCCGAGUUCCUCGCCUGCGACAUCAGCUCGCACGUCCACGCCUUCGACACCAACACCACAACGGUCGUCUACUGAAGGUCCAACACCUAAGUCGAAGAAAGUUAGUUUCUUCCGUAAGCUGAGUAGAGCAAGGGAGCAGUCGGUGCCGCCGCGCCCUACCAUCAUGCAGCAGCAACCGUCUGUUGAGAUGGCUUUGCGUGAACUCACGCACCCGACGCAUAAUGAACAGCUUAAAAAUCAACAACAAGUCACCUUCAAAUUGGUGAAAACAGACACAACAUCACCCACGUAUUCCUUAAUUGUGAAGGAAAAGGUGUAG
Messenger RNA from Spodoptera exigua (beet armyworm), 882 nucleotides. The record is from the annotation of a GenBank genome assembly. NCBI's taxonomy places the organism in Eukaryota, Metazoa, Arthropoda, Insecta, Lepidoptera, Noctuidae.